AUGGCCCAAGAAGAACUUGAUUUCACAUUUCAAGAUGAUCUAUUUAUGCUCACAACCUCCAUUUAUAAGGAAAAUACUUGCACUAAAAGCCUUAACAAUCAACGUAUAGGAAGCUACCUGCGUCACUGCAUACCUGUGGUGCUUGAGCAGCAACAUGAGGGAGACAUCUCUAUUGUAAAAGGGCUCCGUAGCCAUUUCUGCUCAGCUAGCAAAGGUUCAGUCCUUUCUGCUCAUCACUCAAACAUUGACCGAAUGUGGACGAAACAAAAAAUAAUGCUUCGCCCAUAUCCGGUCAAUGUUCGACCCAAAUUUGCGAAUUUUGCAGUUCAGAAAUUUUCCUAUGUCAGGUUGCACAUGAAGGAAUAG
Molecule: messenger RNA, 366 nt
Organism: Dovyalis caffra
Lineage: Eukaryota; Viridiplantae; Streptophyta; Magnoliopsida; Malpighiales; Salicaceae
Source: the annotation of a GenBank genome assembly